AUGGUUGCCGCACAGUUCGAACUCUCGCCAAAGUGGCUCUCAAAGGCCCUGGGCUUCGACGUGGUCGGGGCCAGGCCUGUCCGGAUCGGAACUGGCCAAAUCGGCGAGGUAUAUCGCAUCGAGCUCGAGUAUGGCGUAAAGACGCGAGCAGGACCGGCUUCGGUGGUGGCGAAAAUGGCAUCCCUCGACGCGGACUGCAAGGCUUUCGGGCUCAGUUCUGGUCUGUACCAGCGAGAAGUCCGGUUCUACCAAGAGGUGGCCCCGCUGAUGACGACGGGGCCCAUCCCGACUGUUUAUCGGGUAGAAAGGGACGAAGAGUCCGGGGAGUUUGUCAUCCUGAUGAGUGACAAUGCUGGGAGAGUGGGCAGCGACAUCAGCGGAGCAACGCUUGAGGAGGCCAGCUUGGCCAUGUCGGAGCUGGGAAGACUCCACGGGUUGAUCUUGAACCAUGUGUCUGUGGAGAAGCACGGCUGGAUGAGGAGGACAAGACCAUGGGCGCCGACCGAGAAUAUGGUCGAGUAUUGGAAACGGUUUAAGGAGCGAUACGGAGAUCGCAUCAAGCCAGAACACCGCGAAAUCGGCCAGAAAUUCAUCGACAGCUUCGAGGUGUACCAUGCCGCCCUGGAUGCCUCUUCCGCCCCUACGGGGCUCGUCCAUGGAGACUACCGACUCGACAAUAUCCUGUUCGGAGACAGCAGAGGCAUGCCGUUGACCCUGGUGGACUGGCAGACGUGCUAUUGGGGACCUAUUCUUCACGACCCAUCGUACUUCUUGGGCCUAGCCGUAACGCCCGAGUUUCGCCGUGAGCACGGAGAGGGGCUGUUGAAGAUAUAUCAAGAGGCGCUCUCUGCAAGUUCCCCGUACCCGAUCAGUAUCCAUGAAUGCAAGGCGGGGGUCCGAAUGCACAGCUUUACAGGAAUGCGUCAAGCCAUCACGGCGGCUAGUCUGGUUGAGAGGACAACUCGAGGAGACGAUCUGUUCCUGACCAUGUUCGAACGGAGCUGUGAACACGUCGUCGAUACAAAGGCGCUUGAGGUGCUGCCACCACCGGUUCCUGUCCCCCAUCUAGAGCCGAAAGAGUUGGACGAAGAGAUGCAUCCGUUCAGUGACCAUCCCCUUCACAACGAGAGCUGGUAUUUCGACGUGGUCGACAUAGACCAGCAAGUCGGAGUGUGGGUGAGACUCGGGGUCAUUCCAAACCAAAGCGGCUCGUGGUACCACGCGUUGAUCUGUGGGCCUCACAUACCCACAGUAGGAGUCAUCGACUUCGAAGCACCACAUCCAGCAAAGGACCUGGUUGUUCAUGGUAGAGAAUACACGGCCACCCAUGAAGCCGAAGUGCCUCUCCAGAAAUAUCGCACCACUGUGAAGGGGAAAGGAGUGGCAUUCGACGACCCGGCGGCAAUCUUGCAGGGUGGCGACGGGCGACCCGUUGAUGUCCAGAUGGAUCUCUUCUUCGAAACCGACGGACAGCCAUAUCAGUGGCGCCGAGCCACCAGAUAUGAGAUCCCCUGCAAGGUCACCGGCACCUUCUCGUGGGACGACCAUUCAUUCACCUUCACCAAGGCUAGAGGCCAGCGGGACCAUUCCUGGGGUCCUCGAGACUGGUGGGCCGCCGACUGGGUGUGGACUGCAUUCCACCUUGACGACGGUACUCACAGCCACCUCGUGCAUGCCAAAGCUCGAGGAGGAGAUUAUCCCCACCUUGGUGUAGGGUAUGUCCAGAAAGAAGGAGAGCCCCUGGUCGAAAUGACUGAUGUCAAAGCAGCAGCUGAGAUGGCAGCCAACGGCUUGGGCGUGUCAACGACCAUCACAAUGGCUCCUCUGCCACUCACCUUCUAUGUGAAACCUAUCGGACAUGCUCCUCUCUGUCUCAUGGCGAAAGACGGGCGAGUUGCCAAAUUUCCACGCUCUUGGGCUACAAUCACCACUAACGAUGGUCGCAAAGGUGUUGGUUGGCUGGAGUGGAACAUCAACGAGUGA
Molecule: messenger RNA, 1983 nt
Organism: Fonsecaea pedrosoi CBS 271.37
Lineage: Eukaryota; Fungi; Ascomycota; Eurotiomycetes; Chaetothyriales; Herpotrichiellaceae
Exons: 1
Coding region: 1-1983 (660 amino acids)
Source: RefSeq, a predicted model, not a curated record